Messenger RNA from Lodderomyces elongisporus, 3312 nucleotides. It is a transcript of the gene VAS1, whose product is annotated as valine--tRNA ligase. NCBI's taxonomy places the organism in Eukaryota, Fungi, Ascomycota, Pichiomycetes, Serinales, Debaryomycetaceae. Gene Ontology annotation, molecular function: ATP binding; aminoacyl-tRNA deacylase activity; valine-tRNA ligase activity. The record is from RefSeq and is a predicted model, not a curated record. Gene Ontology annotation, cellular component: cytosol. The coding region runs from base 1 to 3312 and encodes 1103 amino acids. Gene Ontology annotation, biological process: valyl-tRNA aminoacylation. The transcript has a single exon.
AUGCUAUUGAGCAAGUUACUUUUCUCUACAAACUUAGGUAUAAGAAGAGGAGUUGUACCAUUAGCAAAGAAUUAUUUGUACCCAUCACUUGUUUUAAAUUUGAGGAGAAACAUGAGUGACGUGACAAAACCAGAUGAGACUGCGCAAGUAGCUCCAGCAGCCCCAACAGAUGCUUCUGCCACUAAUACACAAGAUGGAGAAGCCCCAAGACCCAAGACUGCUAAAGAGUUGGAAAAAGAAAGGAAAAAAGCUGAAAAGUUAGCCAAAUUCAAUGCCAAAAAGGCUAAACAAGCUGAUUCUGCAAAGGCAAAAGCAGAUGAACCAAAAAAGCCAAAGAAGGAAAAGAAGAAGGCAGAUGCCACACCAGCUCCUGAGUAUAUUGACAAGACUGUGCCGGGAGAAAAGAAGGUUUUAGCAUCACUAGAGGAUCCAGCAUUCAAGGCUUAUAACCCCAAAAAUGUUGAGAGCUCGUGGUAUUCAUGGUGGGAUAAAUCUGGUUUCUUUGAACCUGAAUUGACAGAGGAUGGAAAAAUCAAGUCUGAAGGUGUUUUUUCCAUUCCUUGUCCUCCACCAAAUGUCACUGGUGCAUUACACAUUGGACAUGCUUUGACUGUUUCCAUUCAAGAUACCUUGAUUAGGUGGAAUAGAAUGCAAGGUAAGACUACUUUGUUCAUCCCAGGUUUUGACCAUGCUGGUAUUGCCACGCAGUCCGUUGUUGAAAAGCAAAUCUGGGCUAAGGAACAAAAAACAAGACACGAUUAUGGCCGUGAAAAAUUUGUUGAAAAAGUUUGGGAAUGGAAAGAAGAAUAUCACAGCAGAAUCAAGAAUCAAUUUAAGAAGUUGGGUGCUUCUUACGAUUGGAGCAGAGAAAGAUUUACUUUGAACCCUGAUUUAUCAGCUGCCGUUACUGAGGCAUUUGUCAGAAUGCACGAGGACGGAACUAUUUACAGAUCUUUGAGAUUGGUUAACUGGUCAGUAAAGUUAAACACUGCUAUUUCCAAUUUAGAAGUUGAUAACAAAAAUAUCACUGGAAGAACCUUGUUGGCUGUGCCUGGUUAUGACCAAAAAAUUGAGUUUGGUACCUUGACUUCGUUUUCAUACCAAGUUGAUGGUUCAGACGAGAAAUUGACCGUAGCAACUACGAGACCUGAGACCAUUUUUGGUGAUACAGGUGUUGCCGUUCAUCCUAAGGAUCCUAGAUACAAGCAUUUGCAUGGAAAAUACGUUUUGCACCCAUUCUUAGACAGAAAAUUGCCAAUUGUUACUGAUGAAGAAGCAGUUGAUAUGGAAUUUGGUACUGGUGCUGUCAAGAUCACUCCUGCUCAUGACCAAAACGAUUACAAUGUAGGUAAAAAGAACAACCUUGAGUUUAUUAACAUUUACACCGAUGAUGGUUUAUUAAAUGAAAACUGUGGACCAGAAUGGCAAGGUAUGAAGAGAUUUGAUGCCAGAGCUAAGGCUAUUGAACAACUCAAGGCGAAGGGACUUUUUGUUGAUCAGAAGGACCAUGAGAUGGUGAUUCCAAUUUGCUCGAGAUCCGGAGAUGUUAUUGAACCAUUAUUGAAGCCACAAUGGUAUGUUAACCAACAACAAAUGGCCAAGGAUGCUAUUGCCGCAGUGAAGAAUGGUGAAAUCAAGAUUACCCCAAAAUCAUCUGAGCAAGAGUACUUUUACUGGUUGGAAAACAUCCAGGAUUGGUGUAUUUCACGUCAGUUGUGGUGGGGUCACAGAUGUCCAGUAUACUUUGUAAAUAUCGAAGGUGAAGAACACGACAGAUUGGACAACAAAUACUGGAUUUCCGGUAGAUCCGAGGAAGAAGCAUUGCAAAAAGCCAAUGAGAAAUUUGCCGGUAAAAAAUUCACUUUGGAACAAGAUGAAGAUGUGUUGGAUACUUGGUUCUCUUCUGGAUUAUGGCCUAUUUCCACUUUAGGCUGGCCAAACAAGACCAAAGAUUUGGAAUUGUUUAGCCCCAUGUCGAUGUUGGAGACUGGAUGGGAUAUUUUAUUCUUUUGGGUCACUAGAAUGGUUUUGAUGUCUUUGAAGUUGACUGGUAAAGUCCCAUUUAAGGAAGUCUUUUGUCACUCUUUGGUUAGAGAUGCCCAAGGUCGUAAAAUGUCCAAAUCAUUGGGUAAUGUUAUUGACCCAUUGGAUGUUGUUAAUGGUAUUUCCUUGCAAGGAUUACAUGACAAAUUGUUGACCGGUAACUUGGACCCAAGGGAAUUGAAGAAGGCCACCGAAGGUCAAAAGAUCUCAUACCCUAAUGGUAUUCCAGAAUGUGGUACCGAUGCAUUGAGAUUUGCAUUGUGUGCUUAUUCCACUGGUGGUAGAGAUAUCAAUUUGGAUAUCUUGAGAGUUGAAGGAUACCGUAAAUUCUGUAACAAGAUUUAUCAAGCCACCAAGUUUGUCUUGGGAAGAUUGGGCGACGAUUAUGUGCCACCGAAAUCUGCAUCCUUAACUGGAAAGGAAACUUUGGUUGAAAAAUGGAUUUUGGAUAGGUUGUCUACUGCCGCAAAGAAUACCAACGAGGCUUUGGAAGCACGUAAUAUGGGUGACUCAACAAAUCACAUUUACAACUUUUGGUACGACUUGUGUGAUGUGUACAUUGAAAACUCCAAGUCUUUGAUUCAAGAUGGAACACCGGAGCAAAAGAAGUCUGCACAAGACACAUUAUACACUAGUAUCGACGGUGCUUUGAGGUUGAUCCACCCAUAUAUGCCCUUCAUUACUGAAGAAAUGUGGCAAAGAUUACCAAGACGUGAAGGUGAUGAUACCACAACGAUCUCAAAAGCUAGAUACCCACAACAUAAUGAGGAAUUUGACAACCCUGAAGCCGUACAAGCUUAUGAGUUGGUUCUUGAAAUCACUAAAGGAGCCAGAUCCUUGUUGUCGCAAUACAACAUUCUCAAGAAUGGCCAAGUAUUUGUCGAAUCUAACAAUGAAGGUAUCUACAAGAUUGCUGCAGAACAGCAAGAUUCUAUUGUUUCUUUGAUCAAGGGUGUUGAGAAGAUCUCAGUUGUCAAAACAAGUGAUGAAGUUCCUUCGGGAUGUGCAUUACAAGCUAUUGGACCAGACUGUACUGUCCACGUCUUGGUGAAGGGUCAAAUUGAUUUAGAUGCAGAGAUUGCCAAGGUUGAUAAGAAAUUAAACGUUGCCAAGGACAAUAAGAAAAAAUUCGAUGAUGCAAUCAGUAAAUUCACCGAAAAGACCAAUCCUAGUGCAAUCGAAAGUGCCAAACAAAGAUUAGAGAAGGUUGUUGCUGAAAUCGAAGGUUACGAGCAAACCAUUGCCAUUUUGGAGAAGUUAAAACUUUAG